GCUCGCGUUGUCACUGCCGCGCGGCUCCACUCGCCUCAGCCGCCUUUUGUUGAAAGCGGACUCACACCGUGGAGCAAAACCAGUCUGAACAUCUUUCUUUUGGACCCCCGCCCCUUCCGUCUUUUUACCCCCUCCCCUUCGCACACGGGCGACACCUUGCAUGCUCGCAUCCGUGCGCAACUUGCGCCCGCCCGCCCGCCCGCGCCUGCACUUGGACUUGCAUCAUGACUACUAGUUCUAAUUCGGGGGUACCUUGCAGCCGCGCACGUCUGGAAUGCUGGGCACCGCACGGCCGCGUCAUCCGGAGGAGCAUGUAAACGCCAGAGGAGUUUGGGAUUUAACGCAACCAAGGAGCAAUGAUGCGCGUCUUCUCGCUGUGCUUGCUCCUGUGCGCGCAACUGGAUUUAGCCGUGGGAUAUCUGACUGUCACCAUCGAGCCGUUGCCUCCCGUGGUCGUGGGUGAGACCGUGACACUCAAGUGCAACUUCAAGACGGACGGACGACUCCGGGAAAUCGUUUGGUAUCGGGUCACAGACGGAGGCACCAUCAAGCAGAAAAUCUUCACCUACGACGCCAUGUUCAAUACCAACUACUCUCACAUGGAGGACUACCGCAGGCGCGAGGACCUCGUGUACCAGUCAACUGUUCGGCUCCCGGAGGUUCGGAUUUCGGACAACGGACCGUACGAAUGCCACGUGGGCAUCUACGACCGGGCAACCAGGGAGAAGGUCGUGCUGGCGUCGGGGAAUGUCUUCCUUACCGUCAUGGCCCCUCCAAACAACAUCUCCGUGGUGGCCGAGAACACGCCGGCGCCGUUCAGUCGAUACCAAGCCCAGAACUUCACGCUGGUCUGCACCGCCAAGGGAGGAAAGCCAGCGCCCUCGGUCUACUUCAAGCGGGACGGCGAGCUGAUCGAGGUGAUUUCCUACAUUCAGCCUACAGCUGGUGAUCAAGGCGGCGGCGGCGGCGGCGGCGGCGGCGGCGGUGGCUCGGCGGGGUUCCGAGGAGCCAGGCCACUCAUAAGCCGGGACCUGGACGAGACGAAGCUGCAGCGCUCACUCUCCCUGCUGGACCCCGAGAGCCGGUCGGCGCGUUUGUACACGGAGCGGCCGAAGCGUUUCCACACUCAAGGCCUGCAGGCCUCGGAGCCCAGCCCCGCCACAGAGGUCAUACCGGAGACAGUGGUGAGCCGAGAGUUCCCCCGCUGGGUCCACAGCACGGACCCCCUGUACUACUUCAGCCACACGCACAUCCCGCAAAGCGACGGCUUGGUGGUGGUGCAGGCGCGGCUCACGUGGACCCUCAACCCACAGCUGGAUAACGACGCCCUCUUCAGCUGCGAGGUCAAACAUCCGGCUCUCUCCAUGCCCAUGCAAACAGAGGUCACAUUGGCUGCCCCAAAAGGCCCGAAGCUCUUUAUGACCCCCAGCAGGGCCAAAGUCGGGGACACGGUGCGCAUCACUGUGCAAGGAUUCCAGGUAGGACCCCGCGGGAACGAGGUGUUCCCGGAGCCCUUGUUCACCUGGACCCGCGUGGGGGGCCGCCUCCUGGACGGCAGCAGCGAGCGACAGGGCAAGGAGCUGAUUCUGGAGAGGGUCCCGGCCGAGCUCAACGGCUCCAUGUACCGCUGCACGGCCCAGAAUCCUCUGGGCUCCACCGACACGCACACCCGCCUCAUCGUCUUCGAAAAUCCAAGCAUGAUGAAAAACACGCAAAGCCAGAACAGUGGAGCCUCGCACAUGAACAUCGUGGGCGGCUUCACGUGGAUAGCCCUCGUCCUCACAGUGACUGUGGAACUGACGUGAAAACUUGUACGCUCGCACCCAUACGCACAUACUUGUCCUUGUCUCACACACACACACACACACACACACACACACACACACACACACACACACACACACACGAACAUUUAAAAAACAACAACAAAACAUCAGUUUCCUUUCCACAACCUUGCAAGUGUUCUCCGGCUGUCAACAAAACUUCUGUUGGGGUCGCGGUGCUGCCUCCCAUAGGCGCUCCUACUACUUUUUUUUUUGUAACGAAAAUAACCACAAUUACGCGAUCUAAAGAACAUGAUGAACAUGACACCCUCCUUCCUUAUAUCCCAAGUUACACUUUUUUUUUGUUUUUUGUCCCACGUCUGCCUGUCGACCAAUAAAAUCAGUUCAAACUGUUCAGAUUUGACUUUUUUUUUUUUUGGUCUAAGUGUUAUUGCUGUUUCCAUGCAAAUGAAGAGCGGCUCAGGCUAUGCCUCCC
Molecule: messenger RNA, 2259 nt
Organism: Hippocampus comes (tiger tail seahorse)
Lineage: Eukaryota; Metazoa; Chordata; Actinopteri; Syngnathiformes; Syngnathidae
Gene: igsf21a
Product: immunoglobin superfamily, member 21a
Exons: 10
Coding region: 357-1805 (482 amino acids)
Biological process (GO): homophilic cell-cell adhesion; heterophilic cell-cell adhesion
Cellular component (GO): adherens junction
Source: RefSeq, a predicted model, not a curated record